Messenger RNA from Auanema sp. JU1783, 1830 nucleotides. Lineage: Eukaryota; Metazoa; Nematoda; Chromadorea; Rhabditida; Rhabditidae. The record is from the annotation of a GenBank genome assembly.
AUGUUGCACUUCAAUCCGAAUAAGGCUGGGAUGGAGGGGAUUGAUAAGGAUAAAGUCAACAAAGUGAUAGCAGAUAGUACUAGUGCUCAAUACUCGAGUUUCACUGCAAAGCAGCAACAGAGAGUUGAUCAAAAAGUGAGAGAGAUCAAGAAAAGGCUACAAGUAGUUACGGAUCAUGAAUGGAAGCAAGCUGAGAAUGAAAUGGAUCAAUUAAUAGCAAAGCUUGAAGCAACUAGAGAUCUUAGCAGGCAUUGUGUUCACAUUGAUAUGGAUGCUUAUUUCGCCGCAGUAGAAAUGAGAGACGACCCCAAAUUAAGAAGUAUUCCGAUGGCGGUGGGUUGUAUGGCAAUGUUGGGUACCUCUAACUAUUUGGCUAGGAAAUUUGGAGUCCGAGCCGCAAUGCCAGGUUUUAUAGCAAAGCGCUUGUGCCCAGAACUAGAGAUCGUUAAUGGAAACUAUGACAAGUAUCGUAAAGAGAGCAGAGUGUUUUCUGAAAUCUUCUCCUUGUAUGACCCGGAAAUGUCUAUGGGUUCCUUAGACGAAGCUUAUAUUGACUUGACUGAGUACAUGGAAACCCGAACUGAAAGCAGAGUUCUGACUCGUAAACGGUAUGGAGGUGAGUGUGUAUGCUGGUUACCUCUAAUCAAACCCGAUGAAAUCGUGGAUAGUCUAACCAUUUCUAAAGAAGUCUGUAAAAAGUGCGAAAAAGAACGACUUGUUUAUGAGGAUUCUGUAGAAUUCGGAACUUCAAGAGAUGAGGUUGUUCGCGAAAUUCGAUUUCAAGUUGAGCAAAACACGGGGCUCACGUGUAGUGCAGGUAUCGCUACAAACUUCAUGCUGGCCAAAAUCUGUUCUGAUCAAAACAAGCCUAACGGACAGUUCGAACUUGCCAAUGAAUAUAAUCCAAUCAUGGAUUUCUUAAGAGAAUUACCCAUCCGAAAGGUAUCAGGGAUAGGAAGAGUUUCCGAAGCACAUCUGCUGGCAUGCGGUGUGAAAACAGUGUUUGAUCUUUUGGAUAAACGAGUUGUUUACAAAUUUGUUUUUUCACCUCUCGCUCAGGAAUCUUUCAUUAGAAUAGGCUUAGGUCUACCUGGUCGACCCCGAGUAGAAGAUUCACGAAGAAAGAGCAUGUCAGUCGAGAGAACAUUUUCACCAACGUCGUCAGAAUCUGAACUUAUGUUAAUCUUAAGAAGAGUAAGUGAGGAGUUGAUGUCAGAUGUUGGUAAAAAAUCCUACAUCGUUGGAGGCAAGUGUGUAACGGUCAAAAUUAAGUUAUCGUCAUUCGAUGUGUUGACAAGGUCUCAAACAUUGCCAGAAGUUGUAACAGAUUUAGAAAUAUUUUAUAAUGCCGUUUCUGAUAUCUUGAAGAAAGAAUUGGGGCAGGAGAUUCGUUUACUUGGUGUGAGGUUAAGCCAGCUCAAGUUUAUUGACGAUGGCAGCACAUCUGCCCAUUCUUCAAAAACUGUUCUUGAUUACUUCGGAAAUGCCAAAAGGAGCAAGCUUGACGAAGAAGAUGAUGAAGAGAUAGCUGUCUCUCCUACCAAAUCCAAUACUCCUGACGAAUUGAUGUCAGAAGAAUCAACUGACAGUCUCGAUGUUGUUCAAUGUCCAAUAUGUUUGAAAAAACUGAGAGGAGAUAAUGAUAAACUAAACCAGCAUAUUGAUGAAUGUCUGAACUCCGAUGUGUUACGAGGAGAAGGAGUUGUGGAGAAGCCUAGAACGGAGAAAGAGAAACCCAAGAUAACUCAAAAAGCUACUUCCCGCAACCAAAAGAACAAAUUAGCGGCUGCUGAAAAGAGAGGAAUAAAAAGAUUUUUUACAAGCGUUUGA